AUGAGCCUGAAAACUGCGCAAAGUUGGUUCCCACAAGGGCAUCCUGAAGCCAGGAGAGUCCUGGUUCAUCCAGUUGGGAACUUCCUGCUGUCUUACUACCAGUGCCCCCCAACUUGUUGCCAGACCCACCAGUUUAUCGUGGUCCAGGUGCCUUCCCCGAGGCCUGGCCCUGGGGCGCACCACGGCUGGCUUGCAGCGCCUUGGGAGCAGCUACACUGGCGACCCCAGGUGGUCUGGAGGAAGAUACUCUGCCCUGAGACGUUGACCACGUCGUCGUCGACUGCGUCUUCCUCCUCUUCGUCACCGUCGUCCGCUGCGUCUUCCUCCUCUUCGUCGUCGGCUAUGUCUUCCUCCUCAUCGUCGCCGUCGUCUUCCUCGUCGUCCUCAGCCUCAGCUCGGGAGAAGAGGAGGCUCAUCCACACGUCCAGCCCCAGCCUGGCCAACACCACAGCUGCCAAGAGGACCUUCAGCAGCAGCAUAGCCACAGGUCAGCCGCCACACUUAAACACUUACAUAGUCACUCCACAGCAAGUUAUCUACAGCUAUACUUUAAUUGGAGUGAAGAAGCCCGUCCUCACCAAGGAGUUUAAGGACAAGAUCCCUGUGGCCAUGCGUCAGCACUACUUGGGCUUGUUCACCGAGGAGUGCCUUAAGUUCUCCUCUUCGCACCUGGAGGCCAUCGAGAAGGCGCAGUCAGAGGAGAAAGUGAUCUACGACCGAAGUCCCAGCAAGAACAAGUACCUGAAUGUCGCCCUGCACACCCUGAAGAAGCUCAGGGGCCUGGUUCCCAGCGCCAUCCCGGGUCUCAGCAAGGCCACCUUGUACAGCCGCCUUCAGGGCUAUCUGCUCACGGAGGAGCAGCGCAAGGUACACGGUUUCCCGUUUGCGCAUCCGGAGAAGCCAGGGUCCGCAAUGCUCUACACACGAGAGCAGCCGCUGAGCACGGCACACAGGACCUGCUGCCGCUGUGGCAACAAGUUCCUCGUGUCAUCCUCGGGCCGCUGCCUCAGCUCAGAGCCCUGCGUGUACCACUGGGGGCGAGUCCUCUCCAACCCGGUGCAGGGAGGCUGGCAGGUGCGCUACUCAUGCUGCUCCGCGCCCAUGGGAGCCACAGGCUGCAAGGUGGCCAAGCAACACGUGCAGGACGGCAGGAAGGACAACUUGCAUGGCUUCGCCAAGACCUUCCCGAAGAAGGACUGGGAAGCGCACGCGGGAAUCUACGCCCUGGACUGUGAGAUGUCCUACACCACACAUGGCCUGGAGCUCACCCGCGUCACAGUGGUGGACACUGAUCAAAAUGUGAUUUACGACACCUUCGUCAAGCCAGACAAUGAGAUCGUGGACUACAACACCAUGUUUUCCGGAGUGACCGAGACAGACCUGGCGAACACCAGAGUUAGGCUGUGUGAUGUCCAGGCCGUGCUCCUUAGCCUGUUCAGCACUGAAACCAUCCUCAUAGGACACAGCCUUGAGAGUGACCUGCUGGCUUUGAAGUUCAUCCAUGGCACUGUGGUGGACACAUCCGUGCUCUUCCCGCACCACCGGGGCCCCCCCUUCAAGCGCUCCUUGCGGGGCCUCACCUCCCAGUACCUCAACCGGAUAAUCCAGACACACAGCGGUGGACACAGCUCCAUCGAGGAUGCCACAGCCUGUAUGCAGCUGGUGACCUGGAAGAUACAAGAAGACGCCAAGACCUCGAGCCCCUCUCAGCAGCAGGCCUCUUCCCAGAAGUGCGACCCUCUGCCGAAGCUGCGGGUUUGUACUAGCCGAUACACCCAGACACCGAAGAUGCUGGAGAUUCCAGACGUGUUGUACCUGGAGGAAAGUGAUUCAGAUCAAUCUCUCCAGCUAGAGACUUGA
This is a messenger RNA of Rattus rattus (black rat), 1860 nucleotides long. RefSeq names its product RNA exonuclease 1 homolog. Gene Ontology annotation, molecular function: exonuclease activity; nucleic acid binding. Gene Ontology annotation, cellular component: nucleus. NCBI's taxonomy places the organism in Eukaryota, Metazoa, Chordata, Mammalia, Rodentia, Muridae. The record is from RefSeq and is a predicted model, not a curated record. The coding region runs from base 1 to 1860 and encodes 619 amino acids. The transcript has a single exon.